Messenger RNA from Botrytis cinerea B05.10, 1503 nucleotides. RefSeq lists its product as hypothetical. The transcript has a single exon. The record is from RefSeq and is a predicted model, not a curated record. NCBI's taxonomy places the organism in Eukaryota, Fungi, Ascomycota, Leotiomycetes, Helotiales, Sclerotiniaceae. Bases 899 to 1423 code for a protein of 174 amino acids.
GGCAGACCAGAAUCGUUCGGGGCUUGCCACGAGCAUUUCUUCAAGAAACCUUCAACCAUAUGGAUGGCUCACUUGCCUUUAGUUUGCACAUUGUUGUGAGCAUAUCGGUAUCCCACUCUCGCCUCUUUAAUUUACACCCCAGUGAGUGUGUACAAAGAUUCACGAGAAAGAACAGCGAGAUACGGGGCACGGAUUGAUUGCGUAUUCAAAAUCCUGCAAAGCUUAAUUACAACAACUACUGAUAUAGACACAUUUGCCAAUAGUAUCGAAGCCUUUGGUCUCUUCCGGGAUUUGCGUGUCUUGUGGGCGAAUAAAGGAUUCACGAUUGGCACAGAAUGGAUUCAAUAGCUAAGUCGUUUGUUGCAAGUCAUCCAAUCUUGAAAGUCUAAUUUCUCUAAUCCGCUGUGACUUUGAUUAAGAUAUCGGAAUCUCUCUUUAACUUCGUCGAUUAGUGAAAAAAUCGCAGACAUUUGCUGCAAAAUGUAAAUCGACCCGGACAUCUAAUCAAUACCAGAAGUCCGAAUUUCGCAGCAUUCAACAGUAUCAACAUGGCGGUAAUAUGUCUACGGGUUUGGAAUCAAAGUUCACCUCUGCAUAAAAGUCCACCUCUGCAUCAAAGUCCACCUCUGCACCAAAGUCAACCUCUGCAUCAAAAUCCACCUCUGCACCGGAAUCAACCAAUCGUUGUAAUGUGUAGUUUACACACUCAUCGUCCACGAAACAAAUACGUGGUAGGUCCACCACAGAACAUCGGCUCAUUGAUUAUUGUGGAAUAUAUAUCACCACCUUCUCCCACUGGUUUACUACCAACCCCACGACAGCACAGUAACCUCCCAUCAAGUCAAACUUUUGCUCUGGAUAUCUCAGAUUCAAACAUUCCUAGGAAGAUCAGCUCAGCAUGUCUUCAUACACCCCAAAGUUUGAUAACAAAUGUUACAUUACUACCAAUUCUCCUGAUGGGAAAACCACUACCUUUGCUGAUUCCACCUCAUUUGUAACCAAGUCACAAGCUCCUGGCGUGACAGUACAAUACGCCUAUUCUGCGGCCUCGACACUCUCAUUCACCGAUGACGCCGACCUUGAAGCACACCAAGAAGCCAUCAAGCAAGGGAAAACACCCAACGUCCCCUCGGCUGGUAACAGCGUAGCUGUGUUUUGCCACUUGGAACCUAAUCCCAGUGGAGCCGAGGGGUUCCUCCAUCGUACGCGUACGCUUGACUAUGUAACUAUAACGGACGGGGAAUUGGGGUACACGGUGAACAGUGGAGAGAAAAGAGUUUUCAAAAAGGGAGAUGUAGUUAUUCAACGGUCGGGAUGGCAUGCUUGGACCAACCUGAGUAAGACGGAAGGGGCUACUUUUUUUGCCGUUGCAAUGGGCGCUGAGGGUGCGACGCAAGAUUUCAUGGAGCUUACCGAUGCAUAGGAUGGCUUUGGAAUGGAUAGGUGACAGACGUCUGGUCUGAUUUGUAUUUAUAGAAAAUGAGAAGUGAUGGAUUUAUUUCU